UUCAACUGAAACGCUCUCCAUACAAUUUCUAUGGCAAUGUCAAUCUCUUCUUCGAGAUCCCACUUGAAUAAUGAAACCAAAACCAAAAAUUUUGAAUUACUCGAGAGAGAAAUUGGAAACCAAGGCUUGAAAAAACAAAUUCUCAAACGUGGAACUUCAUGGCAGACUCCAUUUCCAGGGGACGAAGUAGAAGUUCAUUUCAGUGGACACGUUGAGGGCGGGGCAUGUUUGGAUUCGAGUCGUGAUAAAGAAACUCCCUUUCGUUUCAAAUUAGGCCAAGAUGAAGUUAUUAAAGGAUGGGAUGAGGGAGUUGCAACUAUGAAGAAGGGUGAAAGAGCAAUCUUCAUAAUACCGCCAAGCUUAGCCUAUGGGGAAGCCGGUUCUCCACCACUUAUUCCUCCCAAUUCAACAAUGGUGUUUGAUAUUGAGCUGCUAUCUUGGAGCACUAUCAGAGACAUAACGGGCGAUGGUGGAAUAUUGAAGAAAAUUAUCAAGGAGGGUGAGGGAUGGGCUACUCCCAGAGACAAUGAUGAAGUUUUCGUUAAGUAUGAGGCUUGGCUCGAGAAUGGAACACUUGUCUCUGAAUCUAAGGAAGGUGUGGGGUUUCGCAUAAGUGAUGGUUAUUUGUGUCCUGCAAUAAGCAAGGCAGUGAAGACAAUGAGAAAGGGUGAGAAAGCAGAACUCGCAGUAAAGUUCUCUUAUGGCUGCACAGAAGAUGGAUAUGGGACUUCAUCCAGCUCUAAUUUGACCAUUCAACUUGAGCUCUUAUGGUGGAAAAGUAUCAUUAAUGUCACGGGAGAUGGAAAAGUCUUCAAAAAGAUAAUAAAAGCUGGUGAAGGUUUUGACCGCCCCAGUGAAGGAUCCUUGGUGAAAGUGAAAUACAUUGCCAGACUUGAAGAUGGAACAAUUUUUGAGAGGAAGGGAUCUGAAGAGGAACCUUUUGAGUUCUUAACUCUAGAAGAGAACAUAAACGAGGGCUUAGAUAGAGCGAUUAUGACCAUGAAAAAGGGAGAACAAGCCAUGGUGACUGUUGGCGGAGAGUAUUUGAGCAGCCAUGAAGUUUCAGAAGUUGUCUCUGCAAAUUCAGUACUAUAUUAUGAAGUACAGCUGAUUGAUUUCACUAAGGAUAAGCCAUUUUGGAAAAUGGAUACUCAGGAAAAAAUUGAAGCUUGUGAAAGGAAGAAGCAUGAUGGAAAUUUGCUGUUUAGGGCUGGGAAAUAUUGGCGUGCCUCCAAGAAAUAUGAGAAGGCUGCAAAGUUUAUCGAGUUUGAUCACUCUUUCACCGACGAUGAGAAGCAUAUAGCAAACGCAUUGCGGCUAUCAUGUUAUUUAAACAAUGCAGCUUGUAAACUGAAACUGGAAGAGCACUCUGAAGCUUCAAGACUCUGCACAAAGGUCAUAGAACUCGAUCCAUCAAAUGUGAAAGCACUCUUUCGAAGGUCUCAAGCUUACAUGAAAACAUCAGAACUAGAAAAGGCUGAGGCUGAUAUGAAAAGAGCUCUAGCCAUCGACCCCGAUAACAGAGAUGUGAAACUUGGUUACAAGGAGCUAAAAGAAAAACAAAGAGAAUAUGCUAAAUACCAAGCUGAGAUUUUCAGUACCAUGGUUUCGAAGAUGGGUUAAUUACAAGUCCGAUCGUAUUAAAUUUUCUCAACCAGAGUGAGUCAAAGCUUGUACUUGUUUUGUUAAUGAUACACACCAAUUUGUUAAAAUUCAGUAUGUAACAUGAGACAUUACAGUGCAACUUUUCAUUGGAUAUUUAUGCUAAAUGCUGUGGACAACAAGCCCAAACAAAUAACAACUAUAAUAAUAGUAAACAAUUU
Pistacia vera is the source of this 1823-nucleotide messenger RNA. RefSeq names its product 70 kDa peptidyl-prolyl isomerase-like. NCBI's taxonomy places the organism in Eukaryota, Viridiplantae, Streptophyta, Magnoliopsida, Sapindales, Anacardiaceae. The transcript is spliced from 12 exons. Gene Ontology annotation, molecular function: protein binding; peptidyl-prolyl cis-trans isomerase activity. The record is from RefSeq and is a predicted model, not a curated record. The coding region runs from base 31 to 1623 and encodes 530 amino acids.